This is a messenger RNA of Pongo pygmaeus (Bornean orangutan), 958 nucleotides long. RefSeq names its product mitochondrial elongation factor 1 upstream open reading frame (gene MIURF). NCBI's taxonomy places the organism in Eukaryota, Metazoa, Chordata, Mammalia, Primates, Hominidae. The record is from RefSeq and is a predicted model, not a curated record. Bases 598 to 867 code for a protein of 89 amino acids. The transcript has 2 exons.
CUCUGGGAGAUUGUUUCCUCCACUUAAAUUGGGGUAAUGUUGACCCUAGGGUAGCUGACAGAAUGAGUUGUUAUGUGAGACAUGCUUCGAACAUUGCACAUUGUAUAUAGUGCAAUAUAAUGCAAUAAGCAUUUACUGUUACUAAGAACCCUGACCACCUUCUAGAUUCUUAAUUUAAAUAUGAUAAUGGGCAACAAAGCACUUUACAGAUAUGCUUGUGUAAGGGUUUAUUGUUACUGAAGGAAGGCAGUAGCAGUUUAUACUUAAAUGUAAUUAUUUAUUGAGCAUUUACAAACCUGGCUACGUGGUACUAAUAAUAGCUGCUGUUGAUAGAGUGCUUAGUGUGUGCCAAGUGCUGUUCUAAACAUGUUCACAUACAUUAAACUCAUUUAGUGCUUAUGCCAACCAUAUGAACAAAAUAUGAUUUUUAUCCUCACUUCACAGAUGAGGAACUGAGACAGGCACAGAGAGGUUAGGAGACUUGCCCACGGCAAUGCAGCUCGUAAGUGCUGGUGCCAGGAUUCAAGUAUGGCUGAGUGCUUGUCUUCAACCAUCCUAGAUCACCCCCUGUGGUGAAGUUCUAUUACAGUUCUUUACAUGCACAGUUCUCAAAAUAACCGUAUGUGUGUGACACCCAGCCCCUGCCAGUCCCCCAUGGCCCCGUGGAGCCGAGAGGCAGUGCUGAGUCUCUAUCGGGCUCUGUUGCGCCAGGGCCGACAGCUUCGCUACACUGAUCGAGACUUCUACUUUGCCUCCAUCCGCCGUGAAUUCCGAAAAAAUCAGAAGCUAGAGGACCCUGUGGCCCGGGAGAGGCAGCUGGAGAAGGGCCUGGUCUUUCUCAACGGCAAAUUGGGGAGGAUCAUUUAGGAUCCUCCAAGGGAAAGAGGACAAAGGUGCCUUCUGUAGACACUCCUGCUCUCUUCCGUCCCCGUCUUACAGAUGUAUUAAGAAGCCUCAG